GCCAUUAAUCGAAGUUGACUUGUUGAACCCAACUGCUGCUUCUGAGGCUAAAGCUCACAAGAUGAAGAGAUUAGUCCCAACCCCAAACAGUUACUUCCUUGAAAUUAAAUGUCCAAAAUGUGGAGCUACUACUACUACUUUCUCUCAUGCUCACAGACAAAUUGUCUGUCAAAAAUGUGGACAACCACUUGGACAACCAACUGGUGGAAAGUUGAAACUCACCCAACAAUGCAAGUUCAGAAUUAAGAAAUAA
Entamoeba nuttalli P19 is the source of this 253-nucleotide messenger RNA. Its product is annotated as ribosomal protein s27 protein. NCBI's taxonomy places the organism in Eukaryota, Evosea, Mastigamoebida, Endamoebidae. Bases 62 to 253 code for a protein of 63 amino acids. The transcript has a single exon. The record is from RefSeq and is a predicted model, not a curated record. Gene Ontology annotation, cellular component: ribosome; cytosolic small ribosomal subunit. Gene Ontology annotation, molecular function: RNA binding; structural constituent of ribosome. Gene Ontology annotation, biological process: translation; ribosomal small subunit assembly.